AUGACUUCCCAAGAAGAGCCAUUUGAACAAUAUGAGGAAGAUGAUGCUGGGGAAACUUCUCUUGCCCUUUGCAGUUCAGGUAGAAAGAGGCUAUUUAGUAAAGAACUUCGAUGUAUGAUGUAUGGAUUUGGAGAUGAUCAGAAUCCAUAUACAGAAAGUGUGGACAUAAUUGAAGAUUUAGUCAUAGAAUUCAUAACUGAAAUGACUCAUAAGGCCAUGGAAAUAGGACGUACUGGUAGAGUUCAAGUGGAGGAUAUUGUAUUCCUUGUUCGUAAAGAUCCAAGGAAGUAUGCUAGAGUCAAAGAUUUGCUCACCAUGAAUGAAGAAUUGAAGAGGGCUAGAAAAGCCUUUGAUGAAAUUAAGUUUGCAGGUAAUGCCAAGACAUAG
Molecule: messenger RNA, 387 nt
Organism: Phaedon cochleariae (mustard beetle)
Lineage: Eukaryota; Metazoa; Arthropoda; Insecta; Coleoptera; Chrysomelidae
Source: the annotation of a GenBank genome assembly